AAUAAAAAAACUGAAAAGGCUACUGCAUUCGUUCUGACCUCUGAUGGGAGGUGAGGAGAUCUAUUUUCAGGCUGGGGCCGGUGAACAUGGAAGAGGCAAAGGAUGAGAGCGUGGCCACAACAGGGGGAGAGGAGGAUCAGCUCCUCCCACCUCGAGCAGGGACGCCUGCUGGAAGUGCGGGUGACGGAGAUCUGAAACCAGAGGCAGAACUGACACUUGGGAACUGGGUCUUCAUAAAGGUCACAAAGAAAAAGUCCCGGGCAGAUCCUCGGUUGAGGGGAUCAUUCCAAGUGCUGCUAAUGACCCUUACUGCUGUAAAAAUUGCUGAACGCCCCUCCUGGAUCCAUCUCUCUCAUUGUAAAAAGUUGCAGCCGCUUUCAUCACCAUUUGCGGAUGUUGCUUCAUUCCGUGUGCGAGAGGACCCUGCGCCUCAUCGACUCUGCAGUCACCAAAGUCAUGAUGCACGAGGCACUCGACCCUGACGAUCCAGGCUGCACAGCCUUACUGACUGGACAAGACCCUCAAGAUUCUGAACUGUAACAUUCUGCCUCAAACUGCAUCUGAAAAUGAUGUGUCCAAAUACGUAGUGCUCAUCAAACAGCACACUGCCCUAUCCCAAGAUUCCACUGGAAGCUAAGAAGAAUUCCAGAUUGAGGGGUGUCAUUUAACAGUGGCGAACAGCAGAGGGGACAGGAGACAAAGGGAUUCCUCUUCAAAUCUGACUGGCCGGUGAAUGAAACAGAGUCAUACCUCAUAUGGACCACAGCUCUGUUUAAAAGAGUAAAGCUCAGCAUCACCGGUGAACACUCUCACAGAAUGGGGUGGAUGUGUCGUUACCUUGUCAGCUGUUGGAUUUGGUGUUCUCUUCUCUCCAUGGGGAAUGCUGAAGAACAACUGGAACUGGGCAGUCCCAAAAACUGCAGGAAUGCUCUCUUCGUUCCUGGGCACAACCUUGGUGGAGAGGGCUUUGACAUUGUGAAGAUGGAACGGAAAAAGUCUUACAUCAUCGACAUGGAGAAGUGGAACAUCGGGAACGGCAGCUGCAAAAUGUCCAGGAACGCAUACAUGAACAACGCAAGGCAGAAGAUACCCGUGGCUGUGGUGCACUGGAGGAAUUCCGCAAAGUGUUCAAUGAAGGUUUCCAGCCAGGUUUAUGACUCGAGUGAAGCUCUUGUGAAAGAAUCGACUUCAUCGAUCUCAAACAACUGGAAGAAUGGACUUGAUUUGGGGUUUACAGGUUCAAUGAUGGUAGGAGGCACUUAUUCCCGCGAAGCCCGGUUCAGCAUGAAGAAGUCAAAGGAGGACAAGUUCAGUUUCACCAAACACGCUGUCGAAUGCAACUUCUACAGCUACAAAAUAAAAUCCUCACCACCGCUGCAUCGCGAGUUUCUUCGGGCUGUGCGGUCUCUUCCUCCAAACUACAAUCCACAUGCCUAUCAACACAUAAUCGACAUGUAUGGCACGCACUAUACCGAAGGAGUGGUGUUGGGUGGGAAGAUGAAAGCAGUAACAGCCAUCCGAAGCUGCAAGGCAGCAAUGAAUGGACUUUCGGACACAGCGGUCAAAGACUGUUUGGACGUGGAAGCAUCAGGCACAUACAAGAGUGCUACUUUAAGUGCAGAGGCCCGAGAGUGUCAAAGGUUAAAGAGGACCAUAGGAAGAGAUGGAAAAUUCAGCUCAAUGUUUAAUGAGCGACAGACAGAGAUUGUAGGAGGGAACAUCAAUGGUGAAGAUCUCCUUUUCUCCAGAGCCUCACAUCCAUAUGCUCUACAUCGGUGGCUGAACUCCCUGAAGACCAUCCCAGAUGUGGUGACAUACACCCUUAGACCCCUACAUUCAUUGCUGAACAAUAGACACCCUGCCAGGAAGGGGCUAAAGAAGGCAGUAGAAAAAUACAUCCUUCAAAACGCCUUAAGAAAAGUUUGCUCUAGGUCCUGUAAGAUAGGGCAUCGCAAUAAUCCAAGAGAUCGCUGUGCCUGCAUUUGUCAUGCAAGUCAAAAUAUACGAUCCAACUGCUGUCCCUCUGGAACAGGGCUAGCCACACUGAAGGUCUUCAACCUCCGCGCCAAAGGUUUAUAUGGAGAUUUCUGGACUAAAACAGACGGUUUCGUACUAGUCAAAUACGGUCAUACAGUAAAACGCACUGCAGUAAUUACAAACAACGAUAAUCCCCACUGGAGAGAGUCAUUUGAGUAUGGUCCUAUCAAACUGUCGAACAGCAAAACAAUCAAUUUCGAAGUCUAUGACGAAGACACUUACUGGAACACUGACUUUCUUGGAAAGUGCUCCUUUCCUCUUACCAGUGGAUAUGUGAGUAAAGCGUGCUACUUCAGGUACGGGACCUUCUUCUUCUCGUAUAUCGCAAAAUGUGCUCCUAGCCUGCAGGGCCCAAAGUGUGCCGAUUACAGUCCUUCUCCGAUGGCCACCCCUCUGGCCAAAAUAUUCCACUCCAGAAAUGGAAUUCUGGUUAAGGAUAUGUGGAAACUCCAUACGGCCCAGAAUUACUCUGAUACCGUCUACUUUGAGGAUAAUUAGUGAUAAAAAUCCUGCAUGACAUUUAUGCUACUAAGCAGCUUAACUAGUAGCUUAGCUUGACCUGCUUUGCAAAUAAAAAUCUUGUUUAAAAAGGAAUAAAAAGGAUAUUACCUGGUUUCAUAUUUCAUCUUUUGCUUGCUGAAUGUUUGACUGCCUUGCAAGUUGUACUUUGAGUUGAUUAAAGCAUUCACAAAGACA
Messenger RNA from Pygocentrus nattereri (red-bellied piranha), 2733 nucleotides. Its product is annotated as perforin-1-like. Gene Ontology annotation, cellular component: membrane attack complex. Gene Ontology annotation, biological process: immune response. The transcript has 7 exons. The record is from RefSeq and is a predicted model, not a curated record. Bases 817 to 2535 code for a protein of 572 amino acids. Lineage: Eukaryota; Metazoa; Chordata; Actinopteri; Characiformes; Serrasalmidae.